This is a messenger RNA of Stereum hirsutum FP-91666 SS1, 495 nucleotides long. RefSeq lists its product as uncharacterized. The annotation marks the transcript as partial. The record is from RefSeq and is a predicted model, not a curated record. The transcript has a single exon. Lineage: Eukaryota; Fungi; Basidiomycota; Agaricomycetes; Russulales; Stereaceae.
CGCUACUCAGCCGACCUGAAAAUGGUCGCAGUCCGGCUCCGUCACCGGGGUCGUGACAGUGUCAAAGACAUCAUUAAAAUCACUACAAUGUCCCGACCAACCCUAUUCCGUACAUGGAGAAAACAUCGCCUCACUGGCUCUGUUACCAACAGACAGCCUGUUGGCCAAGGUCGACCACGAUCUGUGCUCUUUCGGGAUGCCGAAUACCUUCUCUGCCUUGCACGACACAGACCCACAAGCUUCCUAGACGAGUACUGUCAGCGACUUCACUCUGAUCGCUACCUUCCUAUACACUUUACCACCAUACAUCGCUUCUUCACCCGCGCAGGUCUGAGCGUGAAGCAUGUGCAGAAGAUGGCUCGUGAGCGGGACCCUAUCAAGCGGGCAGAUUAUAUCCGUCGUAUCGGACAAUACUCUCCCGUCUGCCUUGUUUUUCUUGACGAGGUCUCAAAGAAUGACCGUGUCUAUGCACGGUUAUGGGGAAGAGCUAGAUCG